AUGACGUGUGACGUUCGCGGACCGACGGACAAACGGGACGCGAAGUGACGAGUGCUGCAGCCUUUGCGUCAAAGCCCAGCUAGAGCUCAGCCGUGGAGGGGCAGGUCAGCGAGAAAACACGGGCAACAGCCACGUUACCCCUCUGGAGCCAACACAGCCGUCUAAUACCACCUCAACAACACAUUUUUAUUUAAAUAUAAGGCGGAAUAGUGUGUUUAAUUCAGCCAAAGGGGCCUCAUAGCCGAUAUAUGAGGCCCGGUUGAAAAGAUGGACCUGAAUUUCUACUCGGAUCUAACAGAUGGUACCGGGCAGCACGACGGGGACCCGGAGUUCUUGGACCCGCAGUCUUUCAAUGGAUUUGACACUGACAGCAAGUUCCCUGGAGGCAGUGACAACUACCUGACAAUCUCUGGGUCCAGCCAUCCCUUCCUCUCCUCAGAGACGUUCCACACUCCCAGCCUCGGCGAUGAGGAGUUCGAGAUCCCUCCCAUCUCGUUGGAUCCAGACUCGGCCCUCACCGUGUCGGAUGUGGUGUCCCAUUUCGGGGAGCUGUCGGACUCGGGCCCCUCCGACAGCGUGGUGGUGCCCGGGAACGCCGUUGUCGAGGGCGACGACCCCUCGUUCGCCUCCACCUUCGUCAACGCCCCCUCGCAGGGACUGGAGCACCUGAGUCUGGGAGUCAUCAACCAGUCAGGAGGCAGCGCUUUGCUGGGGUCGUCACUGGGAAUGGAUCUCGGUCAUCCCAUCGGCUCUCAGUUCAGGAGCUCGUCCCCGGUGACCAUCGACGUCCCGCUGGGCGACAUGGGCCAGGGCCUGCUGGGGUCCAACCAGCUGACCACCAUCGACCAGUCGGAGCUCAGCGCUCAGCUGGGGCUCGUUGGGGGCGGGAACAUGUUGCAACGCCCCCAGUCGCCCGAUAACCCUCUGUCGGCCACGGCGUCGCCCACCAGCUCGCUGCAGGAUGACGACAUGGAUGACUUCAGAAGGAGCGUCCUGGUGGAGUCUCCCGUCUCUCUGGCUGUCUCUCCCGGAGUCAUCUCCCUCGACCCCUCCCUCUCUGAGUCCCCGCUCUCCGCCCCCGCCUCCAGCAUCUCUCCGGCCGUCGGGCGGAAAACCGGCGCGAGAGGAACGAAGAGAGGGAAGGCGCCGAAGAAAGACCCCAACGAGCCUCAGAAGCCCGUGUCGGCCUACGCUCUGUUCUUCAGGGACACACAGGCGGCGAUAAAGGGACAAAACCCCAACGCCACGUUUGGAGAAGUGUCCAAGAUAGUGGCGUCCAUGUGGGACAGCCUGGGGGAGGAGCAGAAGCAGGUUUACAAGAGGAAAAACGAAGCGGCUAAGAAGGAGUACUUGAAGGCGCUGGCGGAGUACAGAGCCGGCCAGAACUCUCAGGCCCCCAUUGAAGUCAUGGACACCUCCCCAUCGCCUCCAUCACCCCCGCCUUCAGCCCCGGGUCCCGGCGUCAUGGCCACACACGCCUCCACCCUCGCCUCCCGCGCCACCAGGUCGCAGCACUACAACCCCGAGGAGAACACCAUCACCAACAUCUGCACCUCCAACAUCAUCCUGGACCUGCCGCAGGUCACCACGCGCUCCCGCACCGGCGCCACCAAGCCCCAGCCUCCGCCCGCUCCCGCCCCGCCCAACCCGCCCACCGUCGCCAAGAUCAUCAUCAAGCAGAUGCAGCUGCCCUCCGGCGCCGUGUCGGUCACGGCGACGGCCGCCUCCUCGCCGCGCCAGCCGCCGCCGCUGCAGCAGAUGCAGAGCACCUCUCUACCGCCUCGGCUGCAGCAGAUGGUGCACGCCCAGGCCCCGCCGCCUCUGCAGGCCAAACCGCGAGGAGGAGGCGCGGUCGCCGCCACAGCUCCGCCUCCGCUGCAGAUCAAGGUCGUCCCGUCGGCGCGGCAGGCGGAUGCUAGCACGCCGAUCAUUGUGACGUCAGCCGGUGAAGCACCCACGUCCGUGUCCCCCUCGGGUAUGAUGAUGGAGGUGGGGCCGUCGGCUGAUGUGUUGACGGGAGGAGAGGAAGUGGCGGAGGCAGAGGAAGGGAUGGAGGUGGAGGUGAACGUUGCCCCCGUCCCGAGUGUGACUCCCGCCGCCAGCCGUAACAUCUGUGUACGCGCCGGCUGCACAAAGCCGGCUGUGGAGAACCCAGACUGGGACAAGGAGUACUGUAGCAACGAGUGUGUAGCCACACACUGCAGAGAUGUGUUCAUGGCCUGGUGCGCCAUCCGAGGUCAGAACUCCACCACGGUCACAUAGGGAAAAGGACAAAGAGCGACAUGUGACAUGAAUAGAGGAGUGAGUGAAUGAGCAGGCUCAGGUAUCGGCACAUAGCGGUCUGUUUGACGAAGACGAGGCAGGCGAAGGAAAGUAUUUGAAAAUCACUAAAAAAAAACAUCGACACUUUCGCUCUGCGCAAACGACUCUCCGGCAGAAAAAGAAACAAACUCUGAAUUAUUUGGAAAAUACUACAAUGGGAAUGACGACUCACAGAAAGGACAGAUGGAUGAAUAAUGAUACUGAAGAAAAAGGAAGAAGAAGAAACUUCUAAGUGAUCUAUUGUGAAUCUGAAAUAUGGGCUUGAUUUAAAAAAAAAAAAGGAACAUUUUGUAUGGACUUACGGUUUUUAAUUGUUUUGUGCAGGAAGGAAAUCAUGAAUCUUUGAGUUCAUUGUAUUCAUUUCAAAAAUCCCUCUUCAUAUGUGUACGCUCUUCCCUUUACUGUCACAUUGAGGAUUGAUUAAUCUGAAUGAAAUCUAUGAAGCUAUUAAUUGUUUUUCAGUAAUGUGCCGGUGUUUUGGCGUUUAAAGGGGGUCAGAGGCUACUUUAAAGAUUUAACGUACAAAUGAGCGACUACUAAGCAAAGCACACACUAUCUUAAAGGUUUGGAUAUGUAUCAAAAAAAAGGUAAAAUGUUUGUGAGAAGCCAUCUUGGUACGACGGGGGAAACUAAUCUGCCACAAGCUGAAUGCAGUUUGUCACCUUUCUAAGCCGCUUUUUGAGGGAGAAUAAACUACCAUCAUGUAAGCGAUUUUAAUUCACACUUUGAAAACAGGUGCUAAGAUUCAGGAAAAAAAGCUAACUACUGGGGUCUUUUCUCCGUCUCCUGCUGAAAUAUGUGGUGCAUAUUUUCUCUCAUGAGAUGUGGUUCAAUUUGGUGAAAGUAUUGGAAUGAAAUAAACACACCAGCUCUGACAACACUACUGUAAGGGGGAAGGGAAUACAAUAUGAAAAGCUUUACUUUUUUUUAACACCACAGUGUUUAAUUUAAGAACGUUUUCUUUCAGGUCUGUUGCCUAAUAAAGGAAGGGAAUGGUUGCUUCCAAUAAAUAUAUGUUUUCAGUCAGAUUAAAUAAUGCAGGGAACUGGUCUGGUUUAAUUGUAGAUAUCCUGGAAAUGUUUUUA
Messenger RNA from Anoplopoma fimbria (sablefish), 3407 nucleotides. RefSeq names its product TOX high mobility group box family member 4 b (gene tox4b). The record is from RefSeq and is a predicted model, not a curated record. Lineage: Eukaryota; Metazoa; Chordata; Actinopteri; Perciformes; Anoplopomatidae. Gene Ontology annotation, biological process: regulation of transcription by RNA polymerase II. Gene Ontology annotation, cellular component: nucleus. Gene Ontology annotation, molecular function: chromatin DNA binding.